UCACUCCCGCACACACACACAGACACACAGAGACACGGCCAUACAUGCAGGAGGAACCAUGCCAACGAUGCAUUCAUAGCCCGGUUAUGAAGAACCAUCGCACUUUGUAUUUGUUGCCAAUUUUGGCUCUUGCAAGUUUGCCCCCCACAAUAGCAGGUUCUCUUCGCCCAGUGCUGUCUGGUCCCGACAGAGCCUACCUCAACACCAGGGUGGUCUUCCAGUGUUCUGCCCCCGGCUUGUCCUCCAAGGUCAUCUACAGGCUGGUCAGAGAUCGUCGUAACGUGGUCGGCACACACGUCGUCCACAAAGGGGACCAAACUGCCACGUUUCCCCUGAAAGUCAAAGCAACUUCGGGCGGAUCCUAUCAGUGUAAGGCGUCGGGUGGAGAAAGCACAGGAUUCAGCAACAGGAUCAGGCUGACUGUAGUCACUCCACCAGCAAACACCAGAGUGACCUCUGAACGCACCCCUCCGGUUGCCUACGAGGGGUCACACUUUGUCCUGAGCUGCGAUGCUGAACAAGGCUCCCACCUUAACUACAGCUGGUAUUUCAACAGGAAGGAAGUAACGUCAUCAACGUUUGGCUACAGCGUCGCUGGGAACAAACUUGUGAUGAAGAACGUGACUCUGGAGCAGGAGGGAAGUUAUAACUGCAUCGUUUGGUCUACGGUGCAAGAUAUCAGCAGGUAUUCAACCAGCGCAGAGGUCAAGGUGACUGUCAAAGUCAGGAUCUCCAAACCAGACAUCUCCAUAUCCGUGUUCAAGGAUGGGGAUAACUACUAUGGGAAUGUCACCUGCUGGUCAACAAAAGGGAGCCCACCGGUGAACUUUUCUCUAUUAAUAGAUGACAAGGAGGUCAGGUCGGUCACAGCUGCGGAGUCACUUGCAGCCUGGUUUGAUGUUCCUGUUGUAAUCGGGCUGAACAUGGGAGAGGCCCGAUGUCGAGGGAGAACUGAGGUGCAGGACGUGAAGAGUGAGGCCCUCACUCUGGAAGUAGUCCCGGUCGGGGGGGACGUACGAGUGGAAGUGGACUAUCUGUACUCCGCUGAGGCCAAAAUGAGCGCCGCCAAGCUGAGCUGUCACAUCAGCAGGGGGACGUUCCCACUCUUCUCCUGGCUCUUGAAUGACUCUAUUCUUGUGGAGGAUUUCCAACCUCCCACUGUCCUGCCCCCCCAAAAACAAGCCCUCUUCUUAACUAAACUCAGCCGGGAGGAUUCUGGUUAUUACCGCUGCAGGGCCAGAGACAGCUACGAGGACUCUGGGCCGUGGGCCGAAAGUGCAGCCGUACUCCUCCAAAUCACCGAGGAAAUCCUUAACUCAGUGGCUCAAGCAUCAUCCUGCACAGAAAUAACCCAAAACCAUGUUACUGAAGUUAUCACUAUAGUAUUCUGCUGCUUCUUCCUGCUGAUGCUGGCAGUGGCCUCAGCCUGCGUGUGCAAGAUGUCUGACCCCUCCCAAGCUCCUACUAAUGUUUCUGCAGAUAACACAAUAGCAUUUCGUCUCUCUGAACCCGAGUCUCAGUCCGUGGGUUCACAGGCUGACAAUCUGUCAUGUGACGCCCAGAACCAGAUCAUUGAAAUCGCAGUAUGAAGACAUCCAAAGAAGAUCCUGAUCAUUGCUAAUCAUUCUGAAUUUAUUAAGUAACCUAAUUUCUGUUUUGUUAAUGUGACAAAUACAGUAUUCACCCCCUUUGACAUUUUUCAGAUUUUGUUGCCUCACGACCUGGAAUUAAAAUGGAUUUAUUUGGUAGUUUUGCGCCA
Messenger RNA from Fundulus heteroclitus (mummichog), 1759 nucleotides. Its product is annotated as carcinoembryonic antigen-related cell adhesion molecule 5. NCBI's taxonomy places the organism in Eukaryota, Metazoa, Chordata, Actinopteri, Cyprinodontiformes, Fundulidae. The record is from RefSeq and is a predicted model, not a curated record. The coding region runs from base 45 to 1589 and encodes 514 amino acids. The transcript has 11 exons.